AUGGCAUUUACUUUUGCACCCGCGUCAUCUGCACCGAAUCAAGCAGGAAUGCAAAAUAACUUUAAACCCGGCACAUUCAGCUUUUCUUCAACACCUUCAGCACCACCUCAAACAAUGGCAAACACCGGAUUCGGUACGUUCAACACUGGCUUCAUGAAGCCAGGCGGGAACUUUACAUCAGGCACAGGUAUUAACAGCAAUCCCAUUGGUGUCGGGUAUUCUGGCGUUGGGUUUCCCAGCAGUACCGAAUCUGGCUCUGCCAUCACUGGGUUGAAUCCCAAUGCAUUCGGUUCUAACUUGACUCAACAACUUCCUCCUUACAAAGGUAUCAAAGGCCCGGGAUAUGCACCGAUAUGGCAAAAUACAGUUGAUUUCUCUCAGAUCAACGACCACACGCUUUUCGACUCACUGCCGCCCACCCUGCAGAAUCAUCUUAUGGAGUUGCACACCUUUGCCAACAAAGAGGAGGAGUCCAUAAAGGCGGUGACGGACUACUUAAAUGACAUUAAACCCACAGGUAUCGAAAAAAACGCCGCCCAAACCACAAAGAAUGUGAAUUUGGGAAGCUAUCGGCAUCAAUCUCAUUUAUUAGCAGAACUGAAAGGUGGCAAUCAUGCGGUCUCAUUACUCGCGGUGGGUUGUGAACACCAUGAGAAAGAGGCGCAGUCUUUCUCGCAGUAUCUAGACCAAUUCGAAAGUGCUAUCCAUGAAUAUCAGCAUCGUGUGUGGGAACCUUUGUUAGCGAGCGGCAACCUCACCCGCGGCAAGACCAACAGCAUCAGCAAUAGUCUGAAUGACUCGAGUUCAUUAAACCGCAACAUGGAUGCGAAAUCUCCGCUCUUCACGAUUAUUGAGGAACUGCAAGAUGUCAUGCGAACGCUAAACAACCAAAUAGAGGAGCUCAGAAUGGAUGUGAUGCCUUCUUUGACCUCUAAUUCCUUAGUCAAUGUUGCCGACUCUGCAAAAUCCGACAGAAGCUUAGGCCAUUACGGGCCGACUGCGUAUUUCUCGCGUGGGGAGGGUAGAACUCCUUUAUAUGGCAAUCUAUCCCAUGUCGACUACGCUGAUCGGCCGGACUGCGUGCAGUACCAUCCAACCUUCUCGCCGCUGAACGGGACUUCACCCUCGACGUUGGCGGGGUCUGCCUUGGGUGAGGACCCCGCUCCCCCCUCCGAGGUCGUUUCCCAUAUUAACACUUCCUUGGGUAAUCUUUUCACCAGUCUGAUGCAUCUUUCCAGUUGGGCCGAUCACCUGCACAAACGCAGCGAUACCGCGCGUGGGAUUUUCACCCGGCAGUACGGCCAAUACGAGGCCGAUGUCUUGUUUAAACCGCCGAUGCCCUCGCAGGAGACCCGCACCCUCGCGCCGAUCCCCACGGCCGCUCAUCCAAUUCCCACCACAAACCCCCCUCCCGCAGGGGCUCCUCUUCCUCCUCAACCGACAACGACAACGAUAAUAAAUCCCACCCCAUCGGUGGGGGGAGGGGUAGGCGGAGGGACAAUUGGACAGGGAUCCGCCGGGUUGUUUGGAGGGGGGAAGACAAAACCCACCACCUAG
Molecule: messenger RNA, 1557 nt
Organism: Phytomonas sp. Hart1
Lineage: Eukaryota; Euglenozoa; Kinetoplastea; Trypanosomatida; Trypanosomatidae
Source: the annotation of a GenBank genome assembly